This is a messenger RNA of Xyrichtys novacula (pearly razorfish), 6519 nucleotides long. The record is from the annotation of a GenBank genome assembly. NCBI's taxonomy places the organism in Eukaryota, Metazoa, Chordata, Actinopteri, Labriformes, Labridae.
AUGGGUGAGUGCAUUGAAUUUUUAAUAACUCUUAUCAUCUAUUAUUAAUGUGAUUUGAAUAUGUGGAUUUCAAUAACUUACUAAUGUUGUCUUUAAUAUUUCCUUGCUGCCUUCAGACAUCAUGUUGCCCUAGUGCACUGUGGGAGAGAUUUGCUGCUUUAACACUGUUUAAGUGUUUUGAAUUUCAUACAUGGGUUAUUUAUAGACUUACACUUUGCUCUCAUUCCUAAUAUGUGACAUACUUUAACAUAAAAGAUGAUUUCAGAGGAGGGAGAAGCUUGGAUUUAGCACCAGGAUUUCGACAGGAUUGAUUACUUUUUGAUAGAGAAGGCAGUCCUCUUUACCUCCUCUAACCCCGAACACCCAUAAAGCAAAGUGGACUCGGAGCCGCAGACAGAGACGGACAGUCUCAUCAUGCUAAGGCCGUGCCAGGUCACUCAUGUGAAAGAGGUCAAAUACUCCCACAUGUGCUGCAGGCAUAAAUUAACAAAUCUCCAUGAGAACUGUGGGCUCAAACAACUCCUGCCAACUUCUUUUUCUCACGUACAGAGAAGUUGUGGGCUUUCUCUUCACACAUUUUUUAACAGAUUUCAAGUCUUGAUUGAUGAUCUGGCAUCUACUGUUCGUGCGAUGUUUCUUUUUGCACUGAAUUCAAAAGAGGGCUAUGGUGGCCUGUGUGGCUUUGUCACUGUAACAUCACAGCUGCGGUGUGGGCGUCCACAGGAGAUAUCAUUUCUGGGGUCUGAGGGUCAUCCUGCCAUUACUAUUUAUACUUUAGAUGCUGUUUGUUGAACUUGCAGUCUGACUCUUCCCACUUGAGUUAUGUAAAUUCUGUGAUUAUCUGUAUUUUCUACAUCUUAAUGGGUCAGAUUUCUUGAUUGGAGCAGUAUAACUCUGAUAUGGAGUGUGCUUGAUGUUGUUGUUGUUGUUGUUGUGAAUCUAUUCAAAUUACUCCCCCCCGCCACCUUCAUUCAUUAUACCUCUGCCCACUCUUUGAACACUUGAGCCCACCCUCUGCUGGCAUCAACUCUCAGUGGUACCAGUCACAGCCAGCUGUGGGUGGAGGAUGGCCUGAGUAGUGACAUUGCCAUUGGUGUAGACGGGGUCCUGGUGACCCCACUGCAACAGCUUGCUACAGUGCGUGUGUGUGUGUGUGUGUGUGUGUGUGUGUGUGUGUGUGUGUGUGUGUGUGUGUGUGUGUGUGUGUGUGUGUAUUCUGGUACUAUAGUCUUUGUUUGUUUGACAUCGCUGCCCUUUGUUCCCCCCUGACGGUGGCUCAAAAAACAAUGGAUAUUGUAUCAGCAUUCACAAAGAGAAGCUCUUUCUUGGGGUCACCAUCUCUCAUUUUCGCCUGGUGACGCCUGUGACCGCUGGAGACGAGGGGAAGGAGCAGAUUUGUGCUGUGAGGUGUUGGUACCGGCAGAGGAGUUUUCACAUGUGGAUGAAAUCAGCGCUUCAGAGAGGCUUAUUUUACUCCAGGAAUAGCUUUUAGGCAGUUUUGUACAUCCCUGGUUGGCUUUGGGAUCUUUCUCUGUUGAGGAGCACAGGAUCAGAAGCAGCAGAUGUUUCCGGUCAGGCAGCCUUGGCUAUGCAAAGCCUUAGGUGCUUUCCUCUAUCCCGUUUCUGCCAAUGCAUUUAUUAACACUGUGGAUGUUUGCUACCUGCUCCAACAGCACUGCUUACACUGGACAGAGCGUAUGAGAUUGUGGUGAAGUCGCUUUGUUUGGACGCUUUUAUUGGGAAGUGUUGCUUGAACUUUGACCCUGCUGUCUAAUUUUUUGUUUUCUGUUGCUUUCUCACCUGUGCUCGGGAUUUUGGGGUUGGGGUUUGAGUUCAGGGUUUGGGGUGUGUGUUCAUGGAUUUGCAGACAGAGCGAGGCCACUUUCACAGCACCACCACCGUGGCGUAGAUGUGCUGUGUGGUAAUAUGUGCGGUGUGUGCCGCCUGUAUGCUGAUUUAUUAUGCCCCCUCAGGUUGUUAUGAUUGCUGUAUCCGUUGCCUCGGGGCAGUGCCCUACCCGUCCUUGGUGGCCACCUUGCUGUGCUAUGCCGGCAUGGCAUUGUUUUGUGGCUGUGGGCACGAGGCGUUGACCAACACUGAAGUCCUGGUGGAGACUUACUUCGCUCGCAAUGUUCAGGACUUUGCUGUCAUGGCCUCUUUGUGAGUGAUUCUUGACUGAACCAUCUAAAAAGCAAUUUUGAUGUCUUCAGAUUUUAUAAAUCAUGCUUUUUGACCUGACUUUGUCUCUGUGCAAACUUUCCCAGUAUCAAAUACUUCCAGUACGUGAUCUACGGCCUGGCAUCGUUUUUCUUCCUCUACGGUAUCCUGCUGCUGGCUGAGGGAUUCUACACCACGAGUGCAGUCAAGCAGACGUUUGGUGAAUUCAGGAGCACUCACUGCGGCCGAUGCCUCAGUCUGACGGUGAGGACAGGAAGGAGGGAGGGUGGGGGGUAUGACGGGAGUGUGACAUCAGGUCAUUGUGAAGAUGCUGAAUGCUAUUUUGUUUUACCUCUGAAGUUCACUGAAACUGCACUGUGAAAUUUUGAGAUGAGCAUCCUUGAAGUUUUUUGAUAUGCCUGUUACUUGCUGCCAUAAUGUGGGAGAUUAACAAUUUUUGAUGUAUAUGAAAUAGAUUGAAACUCAUAUUGAUGUUUUUUUAUGAGUUAUAAAAGCAAACAAGACCAUCACCAACAGGAUUUAACAGGAUUAUUAUAUUGUAAUUUUUAUGCCUCAAACUGGUGCAAGGGGGUAGGUGUCAGCCAAGCAGAUAAAGACAUAUCCCUGUUUUUACAAUUAAGUAUACAUGUGACUGUCAAAGGUCAGCAGGAUUAAUCUUUUGUCAGAAAUUGUUAUCCAAGCAUGUAAAAAGGCAAGAGAAGUACAGGCUGCUUUGGCCUCAAGGGGGCGCCAAAAUUGACACAAGGUGAAAGUCCCUCACAGGCACUUUAAGAAAUUGCACAAAUGUUUAAGUUUGAAGAAGCUUAUGUGUUCGAACAAGACUAAACACAACAUCUUUAAGACUAAUAAACAUUACACACACAAACACAGGCGCAAAAAUACGGGAUCAUAUUAAGAAACAAUACAGAUUUUAAAUGGGCCACUGCAAGAAAUGAAAAAUCAUGAAGCAUUAAAUCUGACACCUACAACCUCACAAUCGUGUCAACAACGAAUUGUCAGUCUCGUUGCUGAUGGCCUCUUUUGCUUUUAGAUGUCAUGAAAGGGCAUCGAUUUAAAUUUCAGUCCCUUUCAUGAACAUCAGAAAACUUCUCAUAGGAGCUUUAAGGUGAAGAAUUUUGAUUGGAUUUGUGAAAUUAGAGGUGGGACUGGUUUGACUGAUAGGUGGGUAUGAUGUGAUGAAGAAAUAAAAAAUUAAAUGAUCCAAUGGCAGAGUAGAUCUUCACUGAUGCAUCACUUCAGCUUGCAGUACAUUAUAUUUUCAGGCCACAGUGAGGAAACUUUCCUGUGACUGGAAACUCAAGCUUUUCUGAGAGGAGAGUGAGGAGAAAAUGCUCUGAGAUUUUUGGUUGCCGCUGUGGAUCAAUAUUGCAUGGCAAAUACUAAGUUCAAUGUCAUCUAUCUCUUGAUUAUUAUUUAUUUUGUACCUCAGCCAUCAUCCAGAUGAAUGUUUUUGGCUUCAAACCUACACAACAGACUUUGAAUUAUACCUCUGAUGUCCAAUCCAUCAACAAGAAUACCAACAUGAUGGUAUAAAUUUUGGCGAGAAGGUGGCAUUUUUGAUGUCAACAAAGGCUGGGGUGAUGCAUUAUGCCAUUCAUUUUAAAUUUACUCUCAUAUGCAAUCUUAUAGAAAUGUAUAGCCUGGGGAUAAAAGUUUGAAUUCUGUUUGUGUUUCUGCGGUUUCUCCACAGAGUUAUAGUUUGGUUGCUGAUUUAAUGACGCUGUAUUUUUGACACUGAAGCCUGAGAUUUUGUGUUACCUCCUGUGACCUAACAUACUAAACUCUUAUUUUCACCAGUUCAUCGUAGUGACGUACAUCUUGGCCUUCAUCUGGCUCAUCGUCUUUGCCUUCACUGCUAUCCCCGUCUACUUCUUGUUCAACAUGGAGCAGACCUGCCACACCGUUAACAUCCUGGCUGAAACCACCCCCAGCAUCAAUCAGCACGGCUGGAUCUGCAUGGACGCCAGGCAGUACGGUGAGUUGUUCUUCUAUUGACUGACUAUGUUUCUACAUGAGGAGAAUGUUAAUGCAUUAGUGAAGUGGUCACAGGGGGAGUGGAUGCAGAAAUGUGGUGAAUUAGUUACAAAACGACGGAGAUAACUCCACCUUUAUCUUUAUUCACUGCUGUUUCUCUGAUGUGCUGUGUGAGCAAACAGGGACAGAAAUGCAUCAUAAGUCAUCGUGAUUCAGCGACAGUCAGAGGUACUUACGUCAUGUCUUCAUUUAAGGUCUGCUCCCGUGGAACGCCAUGCCAGGAAAGGCUUGUGGGAUGACCUUGGCAUCUAUUUGCAAAACCAGCGAAGUGAGUAGAUGAAUCCAAUCUGGCUGUUUAGUAUUUCAUGUCAGCGUCCUCACAUUCAGAUCAGUGUGCAGAAUCAAUCUCGGAUAUCCUCUGAAUGAUUAAUAGAUGGUUGUGUGUCUAAUGAAAUAACAUAAACAUACAAAUGGUGGGUUUAAGUCUCUGAAUAUUUAUUAACCAGGAUCUCUUCUGCAUUUCUUGUAGUUCUACGUCACCUAUGACCUUUACAUUGCCACAUUUGCUGGAGCCGGAGUCACUCUCUUAGCACUGGUGAGCUGUUGUUUUUUGACAUUUUGUGUGCUUUUUUGGUCAUAACAGAUGUGUGAUUUUAGCAUGGUAACUCUGGAAAGCUUAUUUCACCAAAUAGCCAAAAGAUAUGAUUUACUUAACAAGUGGCUGAAAAACUAAGCUGUUUGGAAAGUGCAGAGAACUGCAGAUUCUCACAUGUCUACUAAGAGCCCAAGGGGUCUCAUUGACACCCGUGUUUGAGUGCCUAUGAGGGGGGAUGGACAGACAAAAUCUGAUGCCUGUACCACUUAAAACAAAAACAAAAAAACAAGGCAGUCAGCUAGCAGAGGGUAGUCGUCACACUAAAGGUUUAACGACAUGCUGCUGAUCCAGAUUUUCUUACACAUUCUGCUGCGAAGAAUCUCCGAUGAGUGACACAUUUGACUUGUAAAAGAGUAGGUUGAGAAGUUUACAUGUUACAUGAAGUUUACAUUUACUCUACACGCUUAGGAAGUGUAUAUUGACAAAAAUAGCUGUAUGCCAGGAGGCCAAAAGCCUACCUCAGCUUGACUUCUUUACCUGAUUGGUUGAUCCAGAGUUGGGCUGGGUCAGCAUUACCAGUUUGGGUCCAGUCAAUGUUGGGUUUAAAUAGUCUGAGAAAUCAGUGAGUGUCAACAGAAGGAUUGUGUCCAUAUUUUUAAGUUGUCUUUAAAUUGAACCAACACAAAAAUGAUUAUUCUUAUGGCAGAAUCAAACAUGUAAACAAAUUUGUUGUGAUCUGGAGAGCAAUUUUCUUUAUUUUUAAACUUUUUGUUAAAAAUGUCCAAUUCAUCUGUUUUGAAAGUUUAAAAGCUACAAUUUUUGCAUAAUCAGGGGUGUGGCUGAUUUAAAGAAGAGGUUGGUUUGUUGUAGCUAACCGCCGUUAACCAUUGUCCUAACUACACCUGUGGCUAGGGGAUAGAUGGAGUCAGCCUUUGCAAUAUUCAUUGUUUUAUUAGGCCCUGUCUGAAGACAAAAGGUCAAGUCUUGGAGAUCGUAUCUAUGCUUUAGUCAGAGAUAUUUAGCUGUGUGGGAUGUGUACACUGUUCUGUUUUUUUGUGGGGGUUGAUAGGUCAGAGGCACCACCAGGAAAUUUGAGCCCAUUUGUAAAAUAUUGCACCACUUUAUCAUCAUGAAUCUUUUAAUAUUUUAAGGACUUCUGUAAGAAUCAUCCUAACUUUCUACCCCCUCAUAGCUGGCUUGUGGUCUGGUUUGGAGAUGUCUGUUCCUGAGACUGUUGUGAAUGUAGAUGGUUAUAAUAGACUAAAUAUAAUAAUAAAUAAAAUAUAAAAAAUAAAAAUAUAUACCCACACUAUUUGUAACAAAUCUGAAUUAUGUGGAGUAACAGGGACACUGUUAAGACGUCACAGUCAGCUUUAAAGGUUGUACACACAAGAGAAAAAAUGUCAGCCAUGUGCUUUGAUGUACUGAAGCUUGAAGUAUUGCAUAAUUGAGCAUAAUUGGGGGCAAAAAAUGUAAGCAAUGUUGACAUGUGACAUUUCCUCAGGUUUGUUUUAUUUCCUUUGUGUAAUCUUGUGUUUGAUCUGGGGAUUAAAAGUAUUUUUGGUUAUUGAUCAUUUGGAAAAUGUACAUUGAUUAUAUAAUUUGUUUCAUACAACAUGGCAAAACUACUUGCAAGGAAAUGUAGCUGUGUUUCAUACUUAACAUUUUUCUCAAUUCUGUCUCAACGCCUCCCUCUAUAGUUCCUGUACAUGAUUGCCACCACCUACAACUACGCCGUGUUGAGGUUCCUGGGCAGGAAAGGGAUUCGUUAA